Molecule: messenger RNA, 3387 nt
Organism: Clarias gariepinus (North African catfish)
Lineage: Eukaryota; Metazoa; Chordata; Actinopteri; Siluriformes; Clariidae
Gene: znf438
Product: zinc finger protein 438
Exons: 4
Coding region: 117-2348 (743 amino acids)
Biological process (GO): regulation of transcription by RNA polymerase II
Cellular component (GO): nucleus
Molecular function (GO): DNA-binding transcription factor activity, RNA polymerase II-specific; RNA polymerase II transcription regulatory region sequence-specific DNA binding
Source: RefSeq, a predicted model, not a curated record
CUUUACAGAAACAGUUGUGAAGAUGUGUCGCUCUUCAUUAGAAACGAACAUGAUGUGUUGUGCAAAUUAGUGAAGAUUGCUCCGAGGGAGCAGGAGGAUUACCGUGAGAAGUGACGAUGGCAGCCAUGAAAUCCCAGGAGCCACAGUCCAGCCCAUUAAAAUCACCCUUACAGCAUGAUGGCCGUCCUAUUGCACAGACAAAGGCUAUUCAAUUUCGUACCAUUGCACCUAAAGCUCCAACAUUGGGUUCAUCCUCUGCAGUGAUAUCCAGCCAACCACCCUCCACCCUUCCAGAGGCUUCUACAGCAGUCAGUCCCAAAUCCAUUUUAGUACCUGCUCAAAACUAUGCACUCAUGCAGGUAGCUGGACAGGAGGGCACUUUCUCCUUGGUGGCCUUGCCUCAGACAUCACCACAAAGUCAAAUCCAAAAGAACUUAAAAUUGCCUAUUCCCAGGUAUCAGUCGAUCAGAAGUCAGAGGGCUUCAGAGAAAACUAGUAGUAAGAUGCAGACCUCAGCCAAGAUGGCCAAGCACCCACAGGCAAAGUCUGCAGUAAAAACAGCCUUGGGUGUUUCCAGUUCACCUGAGACCCUGGAAUCAUCAUCUGAACAGAUUGUUGGGACGGGCUCUGCUGCUUCAUCGGAAAUCUUGCUGCCAGACAAUGCUGUCCUUUGCACAGGGUCACAGACAGAGCAAGCUGUUAAAAAAAGCAUAGAUUCUCUGAACAACUUCAGCUACUCCACCAGAGCCUCUGCCACUGCACUUGUUGCUCCUGUCAGUAACAGCAAAACCAUAAAAACCCAGACAGAUGGUGCCUCCACAGGAAGUGCUAUUACUGUCCUCUCCCCCACCAUCUUCAGCAAAGCUGUUCAGAUCAUACCCUCUCCCCCCAAAGGCAAACUCCCCAUUCUGCCAUACGCCAAGGUGAAGAAUUCCCUCUUACAAUCAUCAGGUCUUGCCAGCACCCAUUCCCCAGUGAAGGUCUCAUCGUUUCAGUCCCAAAAUGGCCCAAAAAUUUAUCCGGGCACCAAAGGCAAGGUUGCAGACAAGAGAACCAGGAGUGCAAAUACCAUCCACUGCAAGAAACCCACAGGCAAGAAGAGAGGGAGGAAAAGAAAAAGCAUGGAGGACGUUAUGUCUUUUGAGGCCAAAAAGAAAAGAUCAUUGUCAUUUUUCUCCAGGAGAAUACCAGAAAAACCACCAUCUAGUACCCAGUCUUGUUUGCCAGAAGACAAGGUUGUGGAUAUUUCAAAAAAGUAUCGCAGCAUUCGCCCAAAGCCUAUUCUAGUAAUGAAAACCACUGUUCCCCAACUUGUACCUCUAGCUUCUCUCUCAAGCUGUAAAAACCCUGACCAGAAACUUGUCAUGGGCCAGGGGAUUUCAGGAAAAACACUGACUGUCCAGCCAAGCUUAAUGUCCCUACCGACUCCAAGGGAGCAAUCUAUGCCUGAAACUGGAAGGUUUGCAUAUGUGGGUAGCCAUGCCCUCCACCGAUGUACAACCUGCAGUAGGUGUUUUCAGUUCAAGCAUCACUUACAGAGUCAUAUGAACAGUAACCUGAGACCUUAUGGGUGUCCGGUGUGUAGGAAAUCCUAUGCUCACUCGGGUAGUCUAAGCACACACAUGAAGCUUCACCAUUCAGAGGGGAGGCCUAGGAAGAGCCUCCGCUGUGAGUUUUGUGAGAAAGUGUUUGGGUAUGUCGGGGUGUACUUCAGUCAUCUCCGAGAAGUGCACAGGGUCAUCCUUACCGUGGAGCCAUCCAUCCGUCAACAUGAGGAGAAUACACCUGAAGAAGGGUUCAUGGAUUCUGAGGACCAAGCUUCAGAGCAGCCUGUGGAUCCUGUAGAGUUGCAAAUAAAAUGUGGCCGCUGCCAGGCAAUAACACCCACCUUUGCUGACAUGAAGCUACACUUGUUGUAUGUGCAUGGUGAAGAUGUCCAAGUCCGUCUAAAAGAGGGGGCCAUGCACGAGGGACGUAAAGCUGAGAAUGAGCUGGUUAAACACGCGGCUCACUAUUGGAGGCAACUCAACGAGAGGCGCAACUUGGUACACUGCGGAAGUUGUGAUGAGGAGUUUUUCUCGUUCUCCAAGCUCGAGUGCCACCUGCACUCACACCACCAAGGGGUUAUAGAGAGCCAAGAGGAAGAAAGAGAACUGAAGAAAGAAGUUAAAGAUGAGUACAUCUCUGAGGGCCCUGUCAAAAGGUUGACACUUAGAGCAGGGUCACACUUUAAUUGCAUCCUGUGCAGUGAGGUUUUGAGCAGCAAGCAGGACGUAUUGGAGCACUGGCGGGGAGUUCACAAGUGUGAAAACCCAGUCACGCUAUGGGACGUUCUUGGUUCAAAGUGAGGGAACAAAUCUGCUUUCAUUCUAAAGUAGCACCAUAAGGAGUAGUAUGUAAGGACGAUGUUCAUCAGUUUUUGUCAUAUUGUAUUGCACUGUUCUGUUUUAAUAUUGAAAAAACAAUUUGACUGCUUUAAUUGAAAAUAUUUGCUUUUUAUAUAACUUGUGAAGCUAUUUUGUGUUGUUGGUUCUUUGUAAUGGACACGGUUCUUAGAGGGCAACACACUGUCUUAAAUUCAUGUGUGAAUAUAAUGCACAUACAGUGAGGUGGUUAAGUCUGAGACUACUAGAAAAAUGCUUUUUUGACAUUUUGUUUAUUGAACAAAGGCAAUUAUAUUUUCUUCAAUAAUGAAAAAUCAAAACUUUUGCUUUAACGGCAACGUGCACUUAAGCAGAGACAUUAUCCACGUUUGUCAAAGUUUGAUGGUGCCGUUUAGAUAAGAUUUAACAACAAAUUGUCUGAACAUAUGCUUUAAAGAAAUCAAUAAGAUUCAUGCAAAAUCUAAUAUUUUAUUUAAAUAAAAAAAUAAGUUAACGUGGUCUGUAUCUCAAAUUUUCUUUCGUUUAUGUAGUUCUCAAAAAAUUAUUUAAACAUUUGAAUAGUUGGAGUUGCACAUUUAUGUUUUGGAUUUUUUUAAACUCUAACUUUGUAUCUUUCGUUUGAAAAAGACUCAGACUUAUGGACUUCACUGUAUAUACAAGUAUCACUAUUAAUAUUAACAUAAGCACAUGAGUUAAAAUUAAUGUUUGUAUGAUGCAGGGGUGCUAUACCUUUGAAAUAUAUUGAAGACUGACCUGAUUGGCUGAUAUGUAAAAAUGCUUUGGUACCAGGAAAGCUCCAUUGAGGCCAUGUUCACAUAAGCCACUUUGUUCAAUUCAGAUUUUGGUUACAUUGAAUUUCCAUUUCACGAUGGUUCACAUUCAUAAUUAUGAGGGACUUUUAUCUGACUCUUAUAUCGACAUUUAUGUCCUUUGAAAUGGCAACAUGUGCACAUAGAUACGUGUUCGCUCACGUUAUCUAGAAUAAAAACGCAUCAUAUUUGCA